Messenger RNA from Sinocyclocheilus anshuiensis, 984 nucleotides. It is a transcript of the gene msx1a, whose product is annotated as muscle segment homeobox 1a. Gene Ontology annotation, biological process: embryonic morphogenesis; regulation of transcription by RNA polymerase II. The transcript has 2 exons. The coding region runs from base 35 to 754 and encodes 239 amino acids. Lineage: Eukaryota; Metazoa; Chordata; Actinopteri; Cypriniformes; Cyprinidae. Gene Ontology annotation, molecular function: DNA-binding transcription factor activity, RNA polymerase II-specific; RNA polymerase II transcription regulatory region sequence-specific DNA binding. The record is from RefSeq and is a predicted model, not a curated record. Gene Ontology annotation, cellular component: nucleus.
UCACUGUAUACUAAAAACCAAGUGAAACUCGUGCAUGGCCCCAGUCAUCACUAUGACUUCUACUGGUUGUAAAGCUGAAGAUCAUUCCCGUGUGAUUUUAGGAGAUAAAGGAGAGAUGCAGACCAGCAUCGGUGUGGAGGAGGACGCAGAGAAACAGAAGAUUCUCCCGUUCAGCGUCGAGGCUCUGAUGGCAGAACGGAGACCGACCUCCUCCGCCGGAGCGUCGCAUACUCACGCGGAUCCGGAGCGGACCGGUGCUCGUUUGGCGUUCUCCGUUGACGUUCUGAAACUGUCGGAGACGUCGGAGCGGAGCGCAUGGAUGCAUCACCUCUCUCCCCGGCGUCUCAGUCCUCCCGCGUGUCCUCUGAGAAAACACAAAACCAACCGGAAGCCUCGGACCCCGUUUAGCACGUCGCAGCUGCUGGCGCUGGAGCGGAAGUUCCGUCAGAAACAGUACCUGUCCAUCGCAGAACGGGCCGAGUUCUCCAGCUCGCUGAGCCUGACCGAGACUCAGGUGAAGAUCUGGUUCCAGAACAGACGAGCUAAAGCCAAGCGGCUCCAGGAGGCCGAACUCCAGAAGAUCAAGAUGGCCUCUAAACCGAUGCUUCCUCCCGCCUUCGGGAUUUCAUUUCCAUUCGGCGCUCACGCUCCGGCUUCAUACACGGCAUCGCCUCCGUUUCACCGACACUCGCUGAGCGUGACUCCGGUGGGACUGUACACACACAUGGGAUACAGCAUGUACCAUUUAGCUUAAAGGACGAUGAGACUUUCUCUGCAUCUUCAGCGACUCUGUUCCGACAAAAGUGGACAUGCUUUACUCUAAUGGUGGUAUUGCACACAGCCUGUACUGUCACAGAGAGUUAUGAACACAGAUUUGGUCAAAGGUAGGUCAGGUGAAAACAGUCUGUAUCUCACACUUGCAUUCGUAGCGAUGCGUUUAUGAUUCAAACUCGCGUCAGUGUUUUAAACGAUAGCAAAAAUAAA